This is a messenger RNA of Cornus florida, 600 nucleotides long. RefSeq names its product NDR1/HIN1-like protein 10. The record is from RefSeq and is a predicted model, not a curated record. Lineage: Eukaryota; Viridiplantae; Streptophyta; Magnoliopsida; Cornales; Cornaceae. The transcript has a single exon. The coding region runs from base 1 to 600 and encodes 199 amino acids. Gene Ontology annotation, biological process: defense response to other organism.
AUGUCCAGAUCAUCCGAUCGUGAGUGCGCUCGUGAUUGCUGUUUCCUCAUCGGGAAAUGGAUCGUUACUAUAAUCUGCACCUCCGUCUUGGCCCUGAUACUCGUCUUUGUCAUUAUCAAACCGAAAGUGAUCAAGUUCCACGUUACUGAAGCUAUGCUCGCCGAUUUCAACCUCAACACCACCACCAACACCCUCUACUACAACCUCGCACUCAAUAUAACCAUCAGCAACCCUAACAAGCAGAUCAGCGAAGACUUCAAGCGCAUCGAAGCUAGGGCUUACUACGAGGACAAGAUGUUUGAUGCCGUGACUAUGACACCAUUUUCUCUGGGUCACAAGAAGAACUACACGUUGAGUCCGGUAUUUAAAGGGCAGAACAUCGUAAUGCUUGGAAAUUCUGAGCUUGCUCAAUAUAAUUCCGAUAAAAGUUCUGGAAUAUACCAUAUUGCUGUGAAGCUCCAUCUUCGGAUUACGGACAAGACGAGUGGGAUGGACCCUACCACCAUUAAACCCGUGGUUAAGUGUGACUUCAAGGUUCCAUUGCUUUCUAAGGGCACAAUAUCUGCUACUUUUCAGGCUUCUAAGUGCUCUCAUUUUUAA